Messenger RNA from Sinocyclocheilus anshuiensis, 4198 nucleotides. RefSeq names its product sortilin-related VPS10 domain containing receptor 1 (gene sorcs1). Gene Ontology annotation, cellular component: membrane; Golgi apparatus. NCBI's taxonomy places the organism in Eukaryota, Metazoa, Chordata, Actinopteri, Cypriniformes, Cyprinidae. Gene Ontology annotation, biological process: post-Golgi vesicle-mediated transport. Bases 1 to 3222 code for a protein of 1073 amino acids. The record is from RefSeq and is a predicted model, not a curated record. Gene Ontology annotation, molecular function: protein binding. The transcript has 30 exons.
AUGAGGGUGAUUCUCAUGCUGACCAAACUGUAUGACUUCAAUCUGGGCAGUGUCACAGAGAGCUCCUUAUGGAGGUCAACAGAUUACGGAACCACUUACGAGAAACUCAAUGAAAAAGUGGGCGUAAAGAUCAUCCUCAGCUAUCUAUAUGUCAGCCCCAACAACAAGCGCAAGAUCAUGUUGCUGACAGAUCCAGAGGUGGAGAGCAGUUUGCUCAUCAGCUCAGAUGAAGGCGCAACCUAUCAAAAAUAUCGCCUCAACUUCUACAUCCUCAGCCUGCUGUUUCACCCUGAGCAGGAGGACUGGAUCCUUGCCUAUGGCCAUGACCAGAAGGGAACUCACUCUGCGUCCUCUAGUGGACACACUUUUAUGCUUAUGGGUGCCCGCCCGUCUAAACUGGGCCUUGAUAAGGAGCCAGGCCUGAUUCACCUUGAGACCAGCAUCUCAGAAACCCAGGCUCUUUAUAUCACAUGCAAGCUUCAGAACUGCACAGAUGCCAACAAGGGCAAACCUUUUCCUGGAUACAUCGACCCCAACUCCUUGGUGGUCCAAGAUGAGUAUGUGUUUGUUCAGGUGUCAACUGGUGGCCGGCCAAUCUACUACGUGUCAUCCAGGCGAGAUGUGUUUACACCCAUGAAGCUUCCCAAAUACACCCUUCCAAAGGAUCUGCAUGUGAUCAGUACAGAUGAGAACCGGGUCGUGGCGGCAGUUCAAGAGUGGAACCAGAAUGACACUUACAACCUGUAUGUGUCAGAGGCCGGAGGCAUUUACUACACGCUGGCUUUGGAGAACGUCAUGAGCAGUAUGGGACCAGAGGGAAAUGUCAUGAUAGAUCUAUAUGAGGUGGCAGGAAUAAAAGGCAUGUUCUUGGCCAAUAAGAAGCUAAAUAAUGAGGUGAAGACAUACAUAACCUAUAACAAAGGCCGCAACUGGAGGCUCCUGCAGGCUCCCUCAACUGAUCUCAGAGGAAAUAGAAUCCAUUGCAUGCUGCCGUACUGUUCUCUGCAUCUUCACCUGCAAGUGUCUGCAAACCCGUACACAUCUGGAAAUAUAGCCAGCAGAGAGUCGGCCCCUGGAAUCAUAGUGGCAUCAGGUUCAAUUGGCGCAGAGUUAACGAGCAGCAAUGUUAGCAUGUUCAUCACAUCCGACGCUGGAAACACGUGGCGGCAGAUAUUUGAUGAAGAGUACAGUGUGCUGUAUCUGGAUCAAGGUGGAGCUUUAGUGGCAAUUAGACACACCCCUCUUCCCAUCAGGCACCUCUGGUUGAGUUUUGAUGAGGGGAGGGUAUGGAACAAAUAUAGUUUCACUUCAUCGCCCCUGUUCGUGGACGGCGUCUUGGGCGAACCAGGCGAGGAAACGCUCAUAAUGACGAUCUUCGGUCAUGUCAGUCACCGCUCAGAAUGGCAGCUGGUAAAGAUAGACUUCAGGUCUAUCUUUAACAGAAGAUGCAUCGAGUCUGACUAUGUGCCGUGGGAUUUACAUGACCAGGGUGAACGCUGCCUCAUGGGAGUCAAAAGAGUUUACCGAAAGCUGAAGCCCAUAGCAAGGUGUGUUAUGGGUAAAAUCUACUCUGUCACAACGAUUUCCGAGCCAUGUGACUGCACUGAGUCGGACUUUGAGUGUGAUUAUGGCUUCGAGAGAAGGGCUAAUGGGAAAUGUACUCCGGCAUUCUGGUUCCUCUCCUCCUCCAUGUCUCGGACCUGUACUACAGAACACACAUUCCUCAACAGCACUGGGUACAGAAAGGUGGUGUCUAAUAACUGCACCGGAGGGGUGAUGGAGCAGUACACGGCUCGUAGGCAGCUAUGCCCUAGCCAGGCCCCUCGCGGCCUCCACUUAGUGACCAACGAAGGGAAGCUAACGGCGACUCUUGCCAGCAACGUCACCUUCCUCGUCUUCCUGGAGGAGGGUGAUGGAUCGAAAACCAGCAUAAUGGUGGAUUUCGGCGACGGAAACGCUUUCACCUACUCCAACGUGAGCUCUAUCGAGGAUGGCAUUAAACACAUCUACAAGAACGUGGGAAUCUACCGAGUGUCAGCCAUGGCGGAGAACAGUCUGGGCUCUGAAACGGUGCUACUCUUCCUACACAUUACGUGCCAACUGGAGUCUAUUCAUCUCUCUGCCCCUUUUGUCGCUGUGAAAAAUAAAGAAGUCAAUCUGACGGUGGUUCUCUCGCCAAGCCAAGUGGGAACGGUCACCUAUAUCUGGUGGUUUGGGAACAAUUCAGAGCCCGUGAUCACGCUGGAGGGGAGUGUGGCGUUCACGUUCUCUCGAGAGGGAAUCAGUGUUGUCACUGUACAGGUGUCCGCUGGGAAUACCAUCCUGCAAGACAGGAAAACCAUCGCUGUCCACGAAUACUUCAGAUCUCAUCUUCUUGCCUUUUCGUCUAAUCUGGAUGAUCACAACCCUGAUGUGACUGAAUGGAGGCUUGAUGUGAGUCGAGUCAUUAAAACCUCAAUGGUGCAGAUUCGCCUUCACAGAUGGAAGGAAAACACCAUUGUGACAGGAAAAGCUUCACGAAUAUUCAAACAUAUGGCACAACAGACCGAAAUAAUUAUCAGUGUUCUCCUGCACUUCCCCCAUGGCAUUUUCAAGAGGCCUUGGUUAGUGGAGAAAAAAAAUACAGUAAAUCUCAAAAGAGCAUUAGAGGCGGCAGGGGUGAAUUCAGAGCAGCUGUUGGUCACUGUGUUGCCUGGACUGCCAACAGCGGCCGAGUUCUUUCUGUUACCAGACAUACGGCUGACAGAGGGGAAACCAGACAAAACAGCUACCCAUUUAGACCAGCUCUCAGAACUGGUUCUCAGUGCUCUGAAUCAGAAUCUGGUUCAGUUCACACUCAGACCAGGAGUCCAGAUCACAGUAUAUGCUGCCCAUUUAUCAGCAGCGCCUCUAGUGGACACAAGUGAGAAUCACAGUGGCUCAGCUAUGCUCAUGCUCCUGUCUGUGGUGGUGGCGGGUUUAGCGGUGUUCCUCAUCUAUAAAUUCAAAAGGAAGAUCCCAGGCCUCCACGUCUAUGCAGCGAUGCAGGACGAAAAAGAGCAAGAAAUGAUCCAGAGUCCAGUUUCUCCCACUGACAGCACACCCAGCUUCAGCUCUCAGAGAGAGCUGCUCACAUCACUGGAACCUCUGGACACAGAGCCCAACACCCAGACCAUCGAAUGCAUCAAACCUCAUCCACGUGUCAAAUUCUCAUCAGAUCUUCCUACAUACAUUGACGUUUGAACUCUAGCCUCCGCCAUGUCAAGGACUUUGGUCAUGCGGACACAAAGGUUUCAAGCUUUAUUCAGUACUUGUGCAUGUUGGACAUUAACUUUACUGUGCUCUGUGAAUACUAGAACAAACUUUGUACAGCUUUUUUAUACAUCUGUGUAUUCAAGAAAACAUUUUUGAUGCUGUUCAUUUAUAAAGAUGCCAGUGUGUACAAAGUCUGAGGGAAAAUCCAGCAUGAAGCGUGGAAAAAAAGACAAUUAUACUUGGUUACCCGUCUGUUUAUUUUUAUUGUAAACAGUGCCAGUACAGUAUUCAUGAGCGUAAAACAGGGAUAUGUGACAUUUUGAAAGUGUUUUAAUAAUAAAAUGUAAAAUAAUGAUUAUUGUAAAAUGAAACAUUUCCUGGGUUUCAUUUUGUAAAAGUAUAUCUAGCACAUCUGUACUUUACAUGUAACACAGAAAUGUAGAUUUUACCACUAAUUUUAUGAGUUUCAUGCCUUUAUUCAUGAAACAGGGUUAAUGUUGAAGCUUGUUUAUCUUGUUUUACUUCUCUGCAAUAUCAAAGUAUUUUUUCUUAGUAAAAUAAAAUCGUUGUGUUUCUAUGUAGAAAUAACUGACUGUUGGUUUACAGAUACAUAUCAGUGUCAAGAUAUGCUGCGUAAACUGACUUGAGACGUUAUGGCCAAGCAGAAGAUGAUAAUCGUAUACUGUGUCUAGUGUUUCAUAAACAGUUUUGUAUGGAAUAAUUUAUGUGCACUCACAGAGAGUUACAAGAUUUAUGCUUUCAUUUUGCUUGUUUAUUUGUUAUUUUUUGUGCAUUUAAAUUCAGUCAUGACGUACCAAAAGUGAACUGUACAGGCUGACGGAUAUGAAUGUAUGAAUGUGUAAGUACAUAUUUAAAAAUUUUUUUUUAUUUUUUACUUUCCCUCUUUAUGAGCAGUAUAAAAUCACAGGGAAGCCAUGAUCAGUUGAUGAAUUGACUAGUACUA